AACAAGGCGAGUGGGCAUUAAAUCGCUGUUGAGUUUCAGUGAUAAGUCCAUGAUCAUUGGGCAAGUGAGUUGGACAACGAUAAUAGGGCACCUUGGCGGGUGAGGCAAGUGUUUCCCGAACAUUAGGUAGCUGACUGUGGUCUAAAAGGUGCUGUUUUAAAACAAAGUCACACUGUUGAGACAACACAACGUGCAAUACUCUCUGAAAUCGCUUUUUUUCACCUGACAAAGGAAAAAAAUAAAGAAACAUUGAAGAGGAUAAGUUAGUAUGGAGGUCAGAUACAACCAAGAGACAGAUCCAGGGAUGAGGCUGAAGAACGGCAUAAAGGAUGGGAAAGAUAGCAAGGAUUCCCAGGGAAACCUUUCCAAAACCUUCCUAAAGGAUCAGCAGGAGUCCUUCUCGCCAUCUGGGACGGUGGAAAGCUGUGAGAAGAACCGGGGGAGCACGGGCGACCCGGACUACUGCCGGAGAAUACUUGUCCGAGGUGAGAGGAUUUCCACUCAUAUUUACUCCUGUUGCAGUGUAUGGGCUCUAUUUACUCAUUGCUUUAGUUUAUAUGUAUCCACAGUAUGAAAUAAGAUCAUUUGCUAUGUGAGAUAUGCUGAAUUGCCAGACUGAUGUUUUGGAUAUGGGAUUCCAGUAUAGGCUUUGUGUAGACUCAAGAAGCGUAGAAAUAGCUUUUGGUUUCACAGACAUACUGCUACAUUGUUCCCAACCAAAUUCUCUGUUUUUAUACUGUAUGUACAAUAUGUUUGAGGUAUUGGGAUCGAUACAAUUUUUCAACCGUUAGAAUCGUUAUACUUAUUCAUUCGACUUUAUUUAUUUGACACCAAGCAGCAAAUUUCCCCCUACCGCUAUUUGGUUUAUGUUGUUGUUUUUAUCUCUCUUUCAUUUUCAGAAAAAUAACAGGAAAUUAGGCACCAUCAGUUAACAAUGCACUAUAGUCCCGUUUGUAGCUUCCGGGGCAUUCUUGGGUGAGAGUACAACAUUAUGCCAAAGAAGAAGAAAAUAGAAAAACACACACCCCCACUCACUCUUAUCUGUCUCAUGGUAGUUUUAGUCAUUGUAAAAGUAUUUUUGGCUUUAUCCUUAAACCAUUUUGAAUUCAAAGUAAAUACAAACAUACAUUUUUUUUUGCACUUUUGUAAAAAUUAACUAUGUGCAUAUUUUUAUGAAUUUUCUUCUUUAUGUUACAUUUUACAUUUACAUUUUAGUCAUUUAGCAGACGCUCUUAUCCAGAGCGACUUACAGUUAGUGAGUGCAUACAUUUUUCAUACCGGCCCCCCGUGGGAAUCGAACCCACAACACAACCCUGGCGUUGCAAGUGCCAUGCUCUACCAACUGGCCUUACUCCUGUGACAUACUCCUUCUAUCAAAAUGGUUUGCAUUCACCAACAAUUGGGUUUCUUCUGAAAUUGAAUUAUACAGCACACUUAUAGAAUCAUAGAGCACAUUUAUUUAAGAUAUUAAGUACAUUUGGUUUGAAAAUUAAGGAUGAAUUUCAUGCUACUAUAUAUAAUCUAUCUCCAUUAAAAUACUAUUUUAUUUGAAAGCAAUAUUCACACAAGUUUCAAAUCAUAAGAUACACAGGUUUUCACUAUCUUAUCUUAUUCUGAUACAGAUGAUGAAUAAGUAAUACUAAUGGAGGUCAAAUGCACUUGCUUACAUCAUCUUGUUCUAAAUAAUAUAAGGUAUUUCAUAUGUAGUUAAUACAAAGACAUUAGUUAAUUGUUAUGUUGUUUUAGUGUCAUCUGGCCUCAGGGGUAAAUUGUAACAGAAUAAGCGCACAUCAUUUAUUUAAUCUGUUUAACACAGUUGGUCAAACAUGGAGACUGUUUGAAAACAUGAAUAUAUCCUUGCUAAUAGGUAUGGAAAUAAUUUAGCAACUAAAUGAAAACUAAAUUCAAACAAAUGUUUAUACUUUCAGGUUAUCUUUUGCUGCUUUUAGAUGAUGAGAGAAAUAAUCAUAAUUUAAAAAGUAAUAAUACAUUUUAGUUCAUUGAGUAAAUUCUUAAGAAAUAACCUUUUUCUAUUAUCUUUUCUAUUUUCUCUCUUUUUUAUUAAGUCAUUAAAUGCUCAUACAGUUAUGGAAUAAAUAUCAAGUUAUCUAAAGGUAUAUCCUUUAAUUAUUUUUUCGUUUACAUUACAAAAGUACAACUUUUUAAUUACACAUUACAUUUUGAUUGUAGAAAACUAUAGGGGGGAAAACUAUUUUGAGGUUAGUUUACUCAAUUUAGGAGAGAGUACUGAUUGAGAUGAUAAAAUAUGAUCAUUUAGACUAGCGUAUUGAUGCAAUUAAAUGGGUUGACCAAAGGAAAUGAUCACAAUAAUAAAUAAAAAAGUAUCAUUGUAUUUUGUAGAUGUUUUAUACUUUUGAUCAACUUUCUUCUAAUUAAAGACUGUUUUUUUUGACUGGUUUUAAUGUGGUUGAGGUUAUCCCCUAGUACAUUUGGAAAGUACACUAGUUGGUUGGGAAAAUGUCAGUGUAUUAAUUUAAGUAAUGCAUAUUACUGUGGUUGAUAUUGUGCAUUUUAUGCAUUCAUAUAAAUAAUGUACCAUAUUCAUGUGCAUACCUGGAUGGUUAAUUUUUCAAUUUUGCAUACAUUCUUGGUUAUCUGAAAACAUUGUAUUGUAUUGUGUGAUGUAAUUGAAUAGAAAUCCUCAGUUUUAUUACCCUAAAUGAUGUAUUUUAUUAUGUAUUUAAUGUGUUUUACUUCGAAAAUACAGUAAAAUCAUCAUAGAUAUCUUGAUAUAGCUUUAUGCUAUGCACUGCAACAAGACGUAAAUCUUUCAUUGACGGUAAUCAUUCAUUUCAUGGACAACAGAAGGCCUACACAUAUUACUAAAAAUUAUGAAUGGUCAUUCUAAUGUUGUGAUAAUGAUGAGCCAAAAGUAUUUCUAAAUUUGAAUAUAGUUAUCAUUGACAAAUCUUCAAUGGUCACUUGUUCUUUUUUGUAGAUGCCAAAGGGUCUAUCCGAGAGAUCAUUCUGCCAAAGGGACUGGAUUUGGACCGUCCCAAACGAACCCGGACCUCUUUCACUGCAGAGCAACUCUAUCGUCUGGAGAUGGAGUUCCAGAGGUGCCAGUAUGUGGUUGGGAGGGAACGGACAGAACUGGCCCGCCAGCUAAAUCUAUCUGAAACGCAGGUAAUUCAAGCAAUACAAUACAUGUACCUAUUUCACUCUGGCCAUCAGUAAAUAAAUACAAAAUCCACAUUCUGUGUUAUCAUAGAUAUGUUAUGGGUCAUUCCACAAAUAGAGUGCCUUUUGGGUAGUGUAAUUUGGUCCAAAAUAACUAUUUUUUUCACCUAAUUUUUACAUUCUGUCAAAAGAGCACAUGCUCAACUUCAUAAAAAAUAUGUUUUCCCAUCUCAAGACGUUAAGUAAAAUAAAAAAGACUAUAAAAGUGGAAAUUAAAGUAAUAGGGCUGACCGUAACAGGGUUGACCGUAACAAAGUUGACAAUUUCAUCUUAAAUCAGCCAUAACUCCACCUGUGACAGGGGAAAUUGAAGCUUGUUGUGUGCAACAGGGAGGGGCAAUUGAAUGCAUGCUUUACAAAAAUUUUUAGCUAGCCUGUCUAUCUUGUGUAACAGGCGUAACAUGUUAUGCUCGAUGCACUCAGUUUUCUACCACAAAACACCAGCAAAUGGCCAAAAGGAGUAGAACCAGUUCACCUGCUUUUACACUAUGAUUUGACUAUUAGAUGUUCAAUGUUUAUUUUGUUAAUCACUAAAUCACAAUAAAUAAAUAAUAAUCUUCAGAAAUUACUUUGUCAAAGCAACAAAAGAACAAGGGCUUUACAAUGAUGGUGAAAACUUGGUGAAAUCUUGGGAUUAAGUGGGUUACAAUCUUCCUAGAAGUCGGACAAACAUGAAAACACUACUAUUGGAAUAUUUAACAUAGUUUAGUUUAGUUAGAGCAUAGAUGUAUUUGAUCUAACUGUUACAUUUAGUGGUUUAUCAAAAUGUACACAGAUAAUGUCACAAGGACAUAAAAGGCACUCUAUUCGUGGAACGACCCUUAUGUAUUUCAAAAUCUUAUCUCAAAUGUGAAAAAUAGUGUGUAUGAUUACACACAUUUAUGUAACUUACACAAUGCUUUCUACGUUGACAUCAUGCUUAUGUAAGCAUAUCCCAUUCCAAUACAAUCUAUUACAGUUUUACUAUAACCCUGACAUUUUUUAUUUAGCGUACUGAUUAGUUAAUAAAAAAAUAUUUUUGGAAGAUAAUUUAGAAAAAGGCAGACUGCUUCACUGAUCAUAUAGCUCAAGCAAUAGUACUGUUGAGUUAUGAUCAUAUACAAAACUCAAAUCAAAUCAAAUCUCUUUCAUUGUAUUUAGCCUAGUGAACUAUGCAUCUCGUUUCACUGCUAUCCCAACGAAUUCUAUAACCUUGUUAGCCUAAAUUGUUGCAUUAAGGAGGCUCAUUUUCAGUGCAGAAAAAGUAUGUUUCUAGUCCACAGGUCUUAGCUAUGGGGUCAGGGAAAGGUCACACUGCGCCCACUGUGGGUGAACUGUAUUUGCUCUUGUCUGCUCGUUCUCGACAAGAGAUACCAAGCUUAGUCACCCUUCAAUGUAUAAUUUUCACUUCAGGGAAAUCUUGCUCUCUGCUUCAGAGCUUAGUCCAAAAUAUUUGGAGCACAAUUUUAUUUAUUUAUCUUGCAAGCUGGCUAAUGGCAUAGUCAGCCACAUUUACCUUAUAUGUUUAUUACGUACGUCAUGAAUGUUUCAGUGGGCCUAAACAACCUUGACCUUGGACAGAGGUCAUACUGCAGCAUUAGACACGUGUUUCAAUUAUAAAUGUUUUCCUGACCAAUACAUUUGGACUAAUACAUUUGAUGCUUUUAUUUUGUAUUCAGCUACAGUAUUCAUGUAGUUUACCAUGUCAGCACACAAUUAAUUCAGAAUUCUUUGGUGGUUUUUAGAAUAGAAUAAUAGUGCUUUAGACACACAGCCCUUAGGUCCCCAUUCAUAGGGAGGACAAUAGGCUUGAAUGUCUUAAUGUAUUUUCACAUGCAGCAUUAAAUGUUGCACGCAGCCAUGCUCCUUGAUUGCAUUAAAUCUUCAAAUGUCUCCUUCAUGCGUUGAUGAAGUGGUCUCUAAUGAUGGCAUCAUGAAAUUAACAUUUUGUUCCAAUGCACUCUUGGGGUGUUACAUUAAGAAACGACAGCCAUUUGCUGAAGUGUGCACACCUAAUCAUCUUUGUUUGGGUUGCUGGCUUCAGAGCCCCUCGUUAGACCUUGUUGAAAAUGUAUCCUCUCAGAUAAAAUAUGUUCUCCAAUAAUUUAGGAUAUUCUUAUAACAUGAGGGAAUAUGGUAAUCAUAAUGUAAUUCCUUACUUCCGGAGUGUAAAAUAGAUUUGCGAUUGACCCACUAACCUUGGGAAUUUACUGAGUUGUUUAUCUACAACAACUACAUGGAGGAAAAUAUGCUAUUCAGAUGUGAUUGAAGUAGCUGCAGUUUGAGGUACUGUAGCUGGAGGCUCAUUGAUUGAGACACAUUCACUCUAAUUAUGGUCCGUAUGAAAGCAAUCGGGUUUAAUUGCCACAGACUUGAUAGAGGUGGGGAAAUACAUGAAGAAAACUGAAGAAAAAAAUACAAACUCCUAUUAUCCUUUUUGGAAAAGGAAUAUGUAAAAUAGAAAUAUAUAAAAUGCAAAUGGGAAAAGAGAGGUCUAUUUUCAUUGUUGAAUGACUAUCAAACAUGUGGAAUGCAACAUGUGGAAUGCAAAUGCAGUUACAUUACCUCUUCAGCGUGAAAAUGGCCUUUCACAAACACGUUUUUUCUUUAUCCACAUGAAUAGGAAUACAAUAGCCAUGUUUAUCUGUAUGCGCACUUUACUUUGUUAUACUCCUGUCCUUGUUACAGUAUACUUCAGACACACACACAUACAUACAGUAUAUACUCAUUACUAUCUGACCCUGCUUUUGUUACUUUCAUGUCUUUGAGUUCAUUAAUUAUUUUGAAUUUUCAUAAGAUGAAAAAAUGUCAUGGAAAUACAUUUUAUUCAUUUCUAGCUACAUUAUCUUACAGUCUGCAUUUCACUAGGAGAAAAAUAUGUUAUAAAGUCAUUCAUGCCUCCUCUUACGGAAAGUUUUGUUCAAGUUUAGACCACAAACACAGUACUGUAUAGUAUAUGUGUGACUCUGAUAACAUCCAUUAAUGUGACGUUGAUACGUAAAUAUUUAUAUGGCAUUAGGUUGUGAUUUCAUCCGUAUUUCUGUAAAUUAGCUACUAAAUCUAUCAAGGCCCCCUGGUCCAAGUCCCUGAUCGUGCUACCAAUGUUAUUACUAUCACAAUUCAAUUCAUGUGGACAUCAAAGUGUGACCUAUACUGAGACCACAAGGGAAUUCAUAAUUAUUCACAACAAUCCAAAUUAUUCAGUCAUUUUCUACAAACAUUGGUGUUGCAAUAAAUGCCUACAGAUAUUAGAAAAUAGUACAUAUUAACCAAAGUAUAUUAAUUUGGCUUUUGCAAAUAGACCCUGUUGCUGAAGGUCUCUAUUGCUUAUUUUCUGGCUGAUUUUGGAGCGGUUUUCUGUCCUCCCUCAAGGUUAAAGUUUGGUUCCAGAACCGACGCACAAAGCAGAAGAAGGACCAGGGCAAAGAUUCAGAGCUGCGCUCGGUGGUGUCGGAGACGGCGGCCACCUGCAGUGUAUUGAGACUCCUGGAGCAGGGCCGGCUCCUCACGCCGCCAGGCCUGCCGGGGCUCCUGCAGCACUGUGGCAACGGCACCCUGGGUGCCGCCAUGCGAGGGCCCUCCAUGGGCAUGGCCAGCAACGGAAGCAGCAGCAGCAGUGGUGCCAGCUCAGGGACGGCUGGCGGCAGUCCCCCUCUGCCCAUGGUGACGAGCUCAGGGACGGUGGCGGGUCUCCAGAGCUCCCAGUCAGCUCACGGCCUGUUCAGCUUUCCCAUGCCCUCUCUGCUUGGCAGCGUGGCCACCCGCAUGUCCUCCAACCCGCUCUCCAUGGCCGGUUCCCUGGCCGGGAACCUGCAGGAACUGUCUGCCCGCUAUCUGAGCUCUUCUGCUUUUGAACCUUACUCACGGACCAAUGGAAAGGAGAGUGUGGACAAAAACGUUUUGGAAUGA
Messenger RNA from Coregonus sp. 'balchen', 7088 nucleotides. The record is from the annotation of a GenBank genome assembly. Lineage: Eukaryota; Metazoa; Chordata; Actinopteri; Salmoniformes; Salmonidae.